AUGGCCAUGUGUGAGGUAGACCGCUUCAUGGAGCGCGAGCAUCUGAUCUUCAGAGAAAACACACUGGCCACCAAAGCCAUCGAGGAGUUCCUGAAGCUGAUCGCACACCGCUAUCUCAGAGACACCAUCGGUGACAUCAUUCCUCUCUGUGUCCGUGUGUUUCAGGGCUCAAAGUCUCCGUCCACUCUCAAUCCUCCCUCAGCAGCGUCUGAGCGUACGGUGGCCUGGGUGUCCAACAUGCCACACCUGUCUGCGGACAUCGAGAGUCUGCGUGUGGACCGCGAGGACUUCAAACUGAAGGAGCACUCCAAGAGCAUGGACGAGUCCCGUCUGGACCGGGUGCGUGAGUACGAGGAGGAGAUCCACUCUCUGAAGGAGCGUCUGAUGAUGUCUCAUCGUAAGCUGGAGGAAUACGAGCGGCGGCUGCAUUCCCAGGAGCAGCAGACCAGUAAGAUCCUGCUGCAGUACCAGAGCCGGCUGGACGACAGCGAGAGACGCCUGCGCCAGCAGCAGGUGGAGAAGGACUCGCAGCUCAAGGGCAUCAUCAACAGGUUGAUGGUGGUAGAGGAUGAGCUGAGGGGAAGUGGAAUGCCUGACCUCAAAACCAGAAUAUUCACAGAACAGCCGAUUUAUGGUGCCCACUCUGGAACAUGAUUGGCCCGGGCAGGACUAGCGGACCUGUGAUUGGUUGAACCCCAACCCAGGAGUGUCUGAUGAUUGGCUGAGAGAGAAGAGAGAGGCGGAGCCUGAACAUGACGACCAACUCCAACUUCAGGACAUCUACAAACUCUCUCUCUCUCUCUCUCUUUCUCUCUCACACACGCUGAGAGUUUAUAUAUGUAUAUAAGUGACAUAUAACUAUAUAUUCCUCAGGUGUGUCUCUGUCUCUUUCUCUCUUUCUCUCCUGCUGUCUUUCUCUCUUUUUGAGCCAAAUGGACGACAAUCAGCAUCUUGAGGCCGAAACAAUCACACCGAUAGCACAAAGAAAUCAACGCAGACAGACAGACGGAGAGAGAGAGAGACUAUUCACUCUCGUUCUCUUCCCAUCAUCCCCUGCCUCUCUUUCUCUCUCUUUACUGCAGGAGUGUGUGUGUGUGUGUGUGUGUGUGGUUUUGAUCAGUUGCAGCCUCAACUUCCUAAUAAUGACUCAAUAACAAAUCUUUUUCAAAUUAUGUUUUGAGGGGCUUGUUUCUUUCUGAGCCAAUCAGACGUCAGCGUGCCACUCAGAACCCCGCCCCUUCCUGUCCCGAGCGGGGGGGCGGGCUCUCCUCUCCGUGCCUAAAGAGCUCCAUCGAGAACAACAGGGCAAAAACAGACUUGAAGAGUGAGCCGGACACUCGGUUCGUCCCAUGAUCACAUGUUUGCUC
Molecule: messenger RNA, 1367 nt
Organism: Carassius carassius (crucian carp)
Lineage: Eukaryota; Metazoa; Chordata; Actinopteri; Cypriniformes; Cyprinidae
Product: ras/Rap GTPase-activating protein SynGAP-like
Exons: 5
Coding region: 1-654 (217 amino acids)
Biological process (GO): regulation of GTPase activity
Source: RefSeq, a predicted model, not a curated record